AAAGGCUGAACUGGAAGAAGCAAAAAAGUGGAGUGCUGAUAGCAACUCUCUUCAAAAACUAUUUCCCCGCUUCAUUACUAACCGUCCAUUUCCACAUCCAAACCAACGGCUCAGAUCCCUCAAAUUUAAUUCCCAAAAUACACAGAAUCUUGCUCUUUCCUCUCUUUCAAUUUCCACAGAUUUUCAGUGCUGCUAAUUCAUCUUCAUCCCUCUAUAUUUCUCAUUGAUUUUCCCUGCAAAGUUUCUUCUUUUGUUAGCUUCCAGGAAAAAGUUUUCAACUUUCUGGCAUUUUGAGCUGUUUCAUCAACUGGGUGAGUGAAAAUAUUUUCUGGGCAUGUUUGGAUAGUGAGGAAAAAAAAAAAGUUUUAUAGAAUGCCAGUGUCAACAAGGUCUCAGAUCAACAACCAUGGACAAAAUGAGCCAAGCCCAGAACAGAGAACAAGGACUAGAGCAAGUCAAGAAGACAUUUAUCUGAGUGUUCCUUUGAGAAACCCACAUCAUGGCCUCAAAGAGAAGAUGAGAGCACUGACCCUUUUGUAUGAGCAGCAAAAGCAAGCUUCUGCAGCUCUCAAGAACCAGUCUUUGAGGCAAGAAGAGCACCGGUUUCGGACCCACCCGAGUAUCGAUCUCCUUGGUGGCUCUUGUAAGAAAGAAGACAAGCAAUCAAGGCCAAACCUUGUGAUGAGAGAGAACACAAUGCCCACAAUGCCUCCUAAUUCAACAGUUACAAGAACUUUUGUGCUCCCUCAGCCGCCAAUCCACGAAGCCAAGGAGAAUUUGGUGGCUGGUUCAGAUCGAAUUGUCGGGUUUUCGUGCCCAAGAAAGGCUGCAGCCUCGACCACAGUGGCGCGGAAGCUCUCAAUGGGGACAUCAGGGCUGCCACCGGAGGUUAAAGGCGUGGGUGUGAGCAAGAAUGUGCAAGAAUUGGAGACUGUUUCGGAGAAUCCUGGCACGGGCAGGAGUCGUAUUCUUGUGUUUGUGAGGCUCAGGCCUUUGGCUAAGAAGGAAAAGGAGGCGGGUUCGCGGUGUUGUGUCAGGAUUUUGAAUCGAAGGGAUGUUUAUCUGACGGAAUUCGCGCAUGAGAACGAUUAUCUGAGGCUAAAGAGGCUUCGUGGACGGCAUUUUACCUUUGAUGCUUCGUUUCCAGACAGUGCUACUCAACAGGAUGUUUAUUUGACAACGACAGCAGAGCUAGUGGAAGCUGUUCUUCAGGGAAGGAAUGGGUCGGUAUUCUGCUAUGGUGCAACUGGAGCUGGGAAAACAUAUACAAUGCUAGGUACAGUGGAGAAUCCUGGAGUGAUGGUUUUGGCAAUUAAGGAUCUUUUCACCAAGAUAAGGCAAAGGAGCUCUGAUGGAAACCAUGCAGUUCAUCUCUCUUAUCUUGAGGUCUAUAAUGAAACCGUCCGGGACUUACUCUCCCCUGGAAGGCCUUUGGUACUUAGAGAAGAUAAACAGGGGAUCGUGGCAGCAGGCCUUACACAAUACAGAGCUUAUUCUACAGAUGAAGUGAUGGCAUUGCUUCAACAAGGAAACCUAAACCGAACCACUGAACCAACUCGUGUCAAUGAAACUUCUUCACGUUCCCACGCCAUUCUGCAGGUUGUGGUUGAAUACCGGGUUAAAGAUGCUUCCAUGAAUGUAGUGAACCGAAUAGGCAAGCUCUCACUGAUUGAUCUUGCUGGCUCAGAGAGAGCUCUUGCUACAGAUCAGAGAACACUUAGAUCUCUCGAGGGUGCCAACAUAAAUCGUUCACUUCUUGCACUAAGCAGCUGUAUCAAUGCCCUUGUGGAGGGCAAGAAACACAUACCAUACCGGAAUUCAAAGCUCACCCAACUUCUCAAGGACUCGUUAGGAGGAGCUUGUAACACUGUAAUGAUCGCCAAUAUUAGCCCAAGCAAUCUCUCAUUUGGUGAAACCCAAAACACACUUCAUUGGGCUGAUAGAGCCAAGGAGAUUCGGACUAAGGCAUGUGAGGUAAAUGAAGAAUUGCAUCAAGUGCCUGAAUCCGAAACUGAUCAAGCCAAGCUAUUACUCGAAUUGCAGAAAGAGAACCGUGAAUUGAGAGUGCAGCUGGCCCGCCAGCAACAUAAACUAAUUACCCUCCAAGCCCAAUCCUUGGCUGCACAUGCCUCUCCAACCCCUUCCUCAGUUACCUCUCUAUUGACUCCUCCCACUGCUACAGCCCAACCAAAUGUAAAAAGAAAAUCUAAACCUUCUUUCUUAUCUGGGAAUUGUUUCACACCAGAAUCCAAGAAAAAAGGAGCAGAGGAAGAAGCUAGAGAGCUUCGGCAGAUUGUGAAAGCUUUAGAGGCAGAAAUUGAGAAAAUGAAAAAAGAUCAUACUUUGCAGCUAAAGCAAAAGGAUGAUCUCAUUCAUGACCUCUCGCGCAAGGGUGAAAAUCCAUCAAAAGUGAAAGUGGAAGGAGUGAAGAGGGUAGUCACAAGGUCUAGCUUGCGGCCAAAGGAGCCAAGCACUGGUGACUUAAAGAGCCCUAGUCACCGUUUCCGGUCACCAGUCCCUACAGCUAAAAAAAGAAGCUUUUGGGACAUAACAACAGCUAACAGCCCAUCAAUUGCUACAUUAAAUGGAAGAAAAACAAGGAGCCAUGUAAUCUCUGAACCUGCUGCAGCUCCCUCCAUGCUUCUUCAGCUUGCAUACCCAUGUUUCUGGUUUGUGUUCAUGUUCGGCCCACACAUUGUCAAUUACAUCAUGCAGCCAGGUUUUGCUCGUCAAAAGCCCGAGCCAUUGAAGUAACAAAUGAAGAAGAGAAGUUGGAUGAGAGAAGAAACAACUUAAAAGGUGAUUACAAGGCAGGAAGACUACCAUGUUCUGCUCGAGCUGGAGUUUCAACAUGAAGAAAAUUAUUGCUUGGUAGGUGGUAUUUGUGUUUUCCUCUACUUAUCAUGUUAUCAACCAAGCCCACAGUGGGAAAUGUGUUGCUCAUUGUGUUAUUCUUUUCUAAAUCGAUAUAUUCAAUUAAGGUUACUAGAACGUACAUAUCUCAUUAGCUCAUUUUUUACAA
Messenger RNA from Quercus robur (English oak), 3022 nucleotides. Its product is annotated as kinesin-like protein KIN-8A. Gene Ontology annotation, biological process: microtubule-based movement. NCBI's taxonomy places the organism in Eukaryota, Viridiplantae, Streptophyta, Magnoliopsida, Fagales, Fagaceae. The coding region runs from base 373 to 2754 and encodes 793 amino acids. Gene Ontology annotation, molecular function: microtubule binding; ATP binding; microtubule motor activity. The record is from RefSeq and is a predicted model, not a curated record. The transcript is spliced from 7 exons.